AAGUAAUAGGGAUUAAGUGACUUGCCCAGGAUCACACAGUUAGAAAGUGUCUGAGGUCAGAUUUGAACUCAGGACCUCCAGGCUUGGCUCUAGCCACUGAGCCACCUAGCUGCCUCUAUCCAAUAACUUCUUAUAACAACUCCUUUGGGCCUCCGUUUUCUCCUCUGUAAGAUGAAGGGGUUGGGCUCGAUGACCACUAAGAUCCCUUCUAGCUCUUGCCACCUAAGCUUCUCUUUGGGGCUCAGUUUUCUCAUCUGUAAAAUAAGAGAGAAAAUGCCCUCUAGGGACCGCUUCUAGUCCUAAAUCCACUGAUGUUUUGGAGACUAGGUACUAGAGUGAUCUAAUUUUUUUUUUUUAACCAUCAAUGGCUUAGAAUGAGACCAAGUUGAUGGUGUGUUCAAUGAAGGGUUCUUUUACUACUGUUGUUAUUUGGUCAUUUUUCAGUCAUAUCUGACUAUGAACCCAUCUGCGGUUUUCUUGACAGAUACCAGUGUUUUAUCAUUUCCUUCUCCAGCUCAUUUUAUAGAUGAGGAAACUGAAGCAAACAGCGAUGUCAUGGUACUGGAAGCAGAUGUCAAUGUGGAAGGGCUGGGCACAGCCAAUGAGACAGGGAUCCCAAUAAUGGCCCACCCCCCUGCCAUCUACAGUGACAACACCUUGGAACAGUGGCUGGAAGCUGUAUUGCCCAGAUCCAGAAAAGGCAUCAAAUUAGAUUUCAAGAACAUCAAAGCAGUUGGUCCCUCUUUGGAUCUCUUGAGGAAUCAGACAGAAGAAGGGAGAAUCCAGAGGCCUGUGUGGAUCAAUGCCGAUGUCCUAGAUGGCCCCAAUGUCCCCAUCCCAGUUGCUGUCAAUGCCACACAGUUCCUGACCCUGGUCCAAGAAAAGUACCCCAAUGCCACGCUGUCUCUGGGCUGGACCACCCUCUACAUCUCCCUCUUUCCCAACAGAACCUAUACGCAGGCCAUGAUUGAGAAGAUGCACCAGCUGGUGGCAGCCCUGCCACAGAAGGUGACCUUCCCAGUGAGAGCUGUCAUGGCAAGGGCUGCCUGGUCUCAUUUUAGCUGGCUCCUGAGGCAGUCUGAGAGGUACAGCCUGACUCUGUGGCAGGGUGGCUCGGACCCCGUGAAGGUAGAUGACCUUCUUUACAUACGGAACCACAGUGCCCCACACCAAAUCUACUAUGACCUUUUUGAGCCCAUCCUGUCUCAGUUCAAGCAGCUUGUCCAAAAGAAGUCUGGUCCAUCCAGAGGUUGAUCUGGAAAGAGCAAAGGUUGGAGAAGAGUGAGUGUGGGGGCCUGGAGUCACUCAUCAGCCCAUCACAAAGCAGGGGGAUCCCCCCCACCCCAUCUCCCAGGAAAAUCAGGACAUGACUGAACUUCAGAGCUAGAAGAGACUUCAGUGACAUUGUCUGAUAUAUCCCGGCAUAAGAAUCCCUUUUCCAGAGUCCCUGCUGAAGAGUUAGUAGUUCAUUCUUUCUCCCUUCUAUAUAUCCUGUAUCUACUUAGUCAUUGACUUGUUCCCCGCCCCCCACUAAAGUGUAAGCUCCUUGAGGGCAGGAAUUAUUUUUGCCUCUCUUUGUGUCCCCAGCACUUAGCACAGUGCCUGGUACACACUGAACACUUAAUAAAUGCUUUUUGACUGAU
Molecule: messenger RNA, 1643 nt
Organism: Monodelphis domestica (gray short-tailed opossum)
Lineage: Eukaryota; Metazoa; Chordata; Mammalia; Didelphimorphia; Didelphidae
Gene: FAM151A
Product: family with sequence similarity 151 member A
Source: RefSeq, a predicted model, not a curated record